Maylandia zebra (zebra mbuna) is the source of this 1429-nucleotide messenger RNA. RefSeq names its product C-type lectin domain family 10 member A. NCBI's taxonomy places the organism in Eukaryota, Metazoa, Chordata, Actinopteri, Cichliformes, Cichlidae. The record is from RefSeq and is a predicted model, not a curated record.
UAGUUGCAUGAAGGGCAGGAAGGGGAGGAAAUAUCAAUCUUUAUGUCUGAGAAUCCCUGCUACUUCAGAGGCAGAACAAAGACUAGGUGGCCGCGAUGUCUGACGUACCUUAUGAGAAUAAUUGGGACAACACUGCCCUCUGGACCAAAGAUUCUCCACCGCACUUCGUCUCACCGAUGUCCAGGUUCAAACGCUGGUUAUUUCCUGGUCUGACUGCUGUGAUCCUGUUGAUUCUGAUCAUAGUGCUUGGAGUUACCAACACGAAGACAUCAAAAUAUCUGUGGUCUGUGGAUCAGAGAGUUUCCAACAUGAGUGACAUCAUCCAGUCAUUUAACACCUCACUGCAUCAAGCUCAAGAAACAGCUAAACAAGUUCAGCAGCUACAGUUUACUGUUGAGAACAACAAGGACCGGCUUACCUCAGUGUCGGAGGCCAUGAAGCAGCUGGCACUCAUCGACACACUCACCAAGAAUAUUGCAGCCAUCAAAUGUUCCCUUGAACACAUCAUCAACAACAGUUCAACUACAGGUGGUUGUUGUCCUGUGGGUUGGACUGUGUUUGAGUCCACCUGUUACUUCUUCAGCAGUGAUUCUCAGUCCUGGACUGGGUCCAGAGACUGGUGUGAAACACAACAAGCCCACCUGGUCAUUCUGCGUAACGACAAGGAGUGGGACUUUGUGACCCGUAAUACAAUCCCUCAAUUGUACUGGAUUGGUUUGUCUGACUCCAGAACUGGGAGGUGGGAGUGGGUGAACCAGACACCAUACAGGAUUGAGCGCAGGCGAUGGGGACCUGGGCAGCCUGACAGCUGGACUGGGCACGGUCUUGGAGGGGAUGAAGACUGUGCUCACCUUCACAGUGAUGGACGCCUGAAUGACCACCACUGCUCCGCCAGGUUCCGCUUCAUCUGUCAGAAACACAGCCUGAACAUUUGAACACAUUCGUUUGCCUGGCUCCGCCCACAAACUGCUCUCCAACUACUGUUGAUUACAAAGAAAAUUUCAUAGUGGGGCGCUGUUGAGCUUGGCCAGAAUGAAUGGGACUCUAAGGAGUCCAUGAUUUACAGGUUGUGUUUUUGUUGUAGUAAAAUACCUUUCUGUGAGUAUUAGGGACAUCACACCACCAGGUCCAGUUUAUCCCAGAUCACGAAGCCUAACACUUUGUGCUCUUUAGCUUCACCUACCACCAUUCAAACUGAACAGGCUUACUGUGUGCAUGUUUUAGAUAGUACACAAGAGUCACUGUGAUGUCACACAUUGAUUAUAGACUCACUAUGUUGGGUUUUCGGUGCCAGAAACAAUAAACAGACUGGGUGAAGUGUUAAGUUAUCAGUUGUCUGCAUCUCACACAACUGAAACAUAAAAAUUGUACUACAGUUGUACAAACAAUGCUACAAUGUAAACCUAAAUAAAAAGUAUCCUUCCAUCCA